AUGAUCCCCACCUUUGUCCGGAUGGAGCCAUCACGCUUAGCCGCCCCUCGACAGACUGUCUUCGUAGCUUUCUACCACAGCUCGCCAUUGCUGCAAUCAGAGGACUUUCGCGCCGUCCAUUUGUAUCACAGAAAUGUCCCUAAUACGGUCAUUGAUAUUCUUGAAACAGCGUUUCAUGGUACUUUCCGAACUUGGCAACAUCCAAGUAGGUGCCAAGAAGGGCACAAAUCUGAACGGAACACCAAUUUUGCAAGCCUGUGGCAACGACUAUGCUUUAGGACUCCGACCUGGAUCUACUCAGCAAUUCCCAAAGAUUGUCACAAAGGCAUGUGGUGGUUCAGCAGCAAAGAUUUAUCAUCGAGCGUCCAUGCAGGGAAUUCCGUUUGA
Messenger RNA from Cladophialophora carrionii CBS 160.54, 387 nucleotides. RefSeq lists its product as uncharacterized. The record is from RefSeq and is a predicted model, not a curated record. NCBI's taxonomy places the organism in Eukaryota, Fungi, Ascomycota, Eurotiomycetes, Chaetothyriales, Herpotrichiellaceae. The coding region runs from base 1 to 387 and encodes 128 amino acids. The transcript has a single exon.